Musca vetustissima is the source of this 1386-nucleotide messenger RNA. Its product is annotated as sodium channel protein Nach-like. NCBI's taxonomy places the organism in Eukaryota, Metazoa, Arthropoda, Insecta, Diptera, Muscidae. Bases 1 to 1386 code for a protein of 461 amino acids. Gene Ontology annotation, biological process: sodium ion transmembrane transport. The transcript is spliced from 9 exons. Gene Ontology annotation, cellular component: membrane. The record is from RefSeq and is a predicted model, not a curated record. Gene Ontology annotation, molecular function: ligand-gated sodium channel activity.
AUGAAUUACAACAACACGAACAAACGGCUGCUGACCACCUCUAUUUACGAUCCCAUAUAUCCCAUAAGUGAAGUCUCAUUUCCGGCUGUAUCGAUUUGUUCAAUGAAUCGCAUAUCGAACGAGUCGGCCAGACGUUAUGCCGAAGAACUACGCAUGAAGGAUCCCAGAAAACGUAGCGCCGAUUAUUUUUAUAAGCAAAUUAAAUUCUUGCAAUACAAUUACUAUGUACGCGGUGAUAUGCCCGAUUAUGAGAAUGCAUUGAAAUUUCAGCGAUUUCUUGAUAUUUACGAUCGGGAGGAUGACGAAAUGUUCUUUAAUACGAAACGAAGAAUGGCCCUGUUAACACCAAGUUGUAGCACCAUAUUGAAAGGAUGCCGCCUUGGAGGUGAAGAAAUUGAUUGCGCCCAAGAAUUUACGAAGACGUUUACCGCAAGGGGUCUAUGCUGUACAUUUAAUCGGGAUAAAAAGUACACAGCAAAACGUAAAUUCCGUCAUCGAUUUUUUGGUCCAGAUAUGGGUUUAGUCGUCUUGCUAAAUGCUUCACAAGCUGAUGACUUUAUACCAACGGCCUCUUCGGAAAGGUUUGAGGUUUUCAUACACAGUCCCUAUAUCUCACCCGAUCCAUCCUCCGGCAGUGUAGAAGAACGUAUUGUUGAAGGGGGUAAAGAUACAUUUCUAGCCUUAAAUCCAAGAAUUUUUCAGACAAUCGAUGAAGUGCGAUUUUAUAAACCUCGAGUGCGCAACUGCAUGUUUAAUGAUGAACUGCCCGAACUCUUCGGAAAAUCGUAUACCUACAGUAGUUGCAUAUCCUAUUGUCGAACACGCAGCCAAGUUGUGUUGUGUGAAUGCUUGCCCUUUAUGGCGAAUAGUUUGAAUAUAUCAUCGUCGACCGCUUACUGUAGCCUGCAACAUCGUGCAUGUCUGAUGCGUUAUGAUUUUAAAUGGUACAAUGUUAUGACACAACGACCAAAUACCGCUGGCCUGGAACGUGAAAUGGAGGAUUCAUUAUAUUGCCCAUAUUGUCUACCCACCUGUAGUGAAACACAAUAUAGUGUCACCGUAAUGGAUUUACCAUUAAACGAAUAUAAUAUGAAAUCAUUCACUAAUCACAAAGGAAAUCUUUCAGAUUUAGCCUUGCUGCAUGUGUAUUUUGGCGUAACCCAUGGUGUCUAUUAUCGACGAUUCCUCUUAAAUUCAUGGUUUGAAAAAUUCAGUUAUAUCGGCAGCAUUUGUGGCGUUCUUGCGGGAUUUUCAUUAGUUGGUAUUGGUGAAGUGAUCUUUUUUGUGCUGCAACAAUUAUUUAAAACUUUACGUAACGAAUUAUCAAUGGAUACAAAUCGAAUUCAGAGACGAAAACCUGUCGAACCAUUAAUUAUAUUGCCAUGA